GUUGCCGAUUUGCCGUGAUCUCCGCCGAGUGGGUUUCAGGAAGAAAAAAGCUACAACUACAGACAAAACAGGCUUCCAUUCAGCUUGAGUUCCAUCUUUGUCUCUAUUGUUUACCAGGGACUACACCCUGUUUGGAACUAUACAGCACACAGGACCAUCUAGAGGCUGAAUGAUAUACUGAAUCCUCUUAGCAUAGGUAUGCCUGUUUGACUGCCGUGAUCGUGGAUGAUGGAAAAGCAACCGUCAAACAACAGUAUCCUCGAUCAGUUUAUUAAUAGCCAGGAGCAGACAUAUGAAGAAUUUCUCAGCACGUUCACUUAUCUUUGGAAAGAAGAGGUGAAAAUGAAAAGCCGAGUAUCUGAAAUGGAUUCCAUAGAAAAUACAUUUUCAAUGCUUGAGUUGUCAAACAGAAAUAAACAGAAUGUCUCUCCUGUAAGAAACAAAGAGCCAUCAGUGUCUCUCUCAUCACAGACUGUGGAUGAAGACCAGAUAAUGAUGGGUGAAGGCUGGAAAGUUGGCUGCUCUAACCAAGGUGACCUCAGUCUGGCAAGAAGACUGAAGGUGGACAAUUACUUGGAGUUGGAAGAUUUUGACACAGAUGAUGAAUUCGGUCAAGGGACAUAUAGUGCAGGGUCAUUAGUGCUUCCAGGAGAGGUGGAACAGACAGCAACUUGCUAUACACCUUCCUUUGAUCAGCCUACUAAUCUGGAGUUUGGGACCUUGUCAAUUACACAACCAUCAAUCAGCAGAACACAAGAGCUAUGUGGGGAUGAAGUUCAGCUGUUCUCCCUUGAUGAAGAAUUUGACUAUGACAGUGUGCCAUUGACCCCCAAGUUCUCUGAGGCUGAGAUGAAGGCCAUUAUAAACUUGUCUGAACAGAAAAAAAAUCAGUUCUCCUGUACAUGGCAAAAAUCCACACAAGGGACAAGAAACAGUUCAAGGUUCCCCCUUGAGUUUUUCUCCGGAUUGUUCCUUCACUGUGGGGUUUUCCCCCCUCCCAAAAUGACCAGGAUUUUGAACUGGAAAUCUCACGGAUCUUGGAGGAUUCAUCAGAAUGCAGAAACUUUAGAGGGAAAAUGUAGAAAACAGAGCUUAAAUUGUUCAUUUGUUAGUUUCAACACAAAGUCCUCUUGCACUCCUUCUCUACCUACAGACACUUCAGAACACCAAAUUUGUUAUAUUUAACAAAAAAAAUCUAAUACAUUUUCAAAUCAUGUUUAGAGCAGUUAUUUUCCCAAUACAAGUUAGUGUUAAUUAUAAUAAAGAUUAAUAAUUUUUUAAGAGGAUAACUUGCUGGCAAGUGGUGCUAAAACAGAUAGACAGACAGACACACCCACACCCACCCAUUUCUUUUAAAGUCUUUUAAUCUAACCUAUCUAUAUGAGGAUUGGGAAAACCUAGGGCAAAAUUGGGCCUUAUGUACACUUUGGAAUUGUUUUUAGAAGUCCCCACAUUACUCAGAAAUAGUGACAGGUUGUUGAAGAGGUUCAGAUAUUGGGCUCAGAGCCAAACCUUUGUGGUACAGAAAUCAACAUGGAACUAAAUUCCAUGUAUGGCACAAAUCCAACAACCCCAUAUGUUGCACAGUUUGACUAACCAACAGCUUGGAUGUCAAAAUAUCCACUUGGCUAGCAGGAUGAACUAUGCCCACUAUGGUUUUUACCACUCAUUUUCAGUAGCACUCAGUGAUAGCAUGAUUUUCACUUUGGCCCAGAUUCUUCAGUCCAAGUGAGGGCAGGAAAGGCCAAGCAGAGAGUGGAACCUGUUCAGUUUCACUUCACCAGGGGCCUGCAGCCUCUUUCAGGCUGCACCACGAAGGGUCCUAAGCCCUAGUUCAGUUGCAUGCAGGUAUGCACAUCUGCUGGUCAAAACUCCCUGCAUAAAGAAUUGUGGUGGAGCAGCUGUGGCUGCUACUGCAGCCCUGAAGCUGUAGUAUUGGAUGCAGAGUGGCAACUGAAAAGGGUUGGGCAAAGAUUCAUUUGCUCUGAUCCCAGCAGACCUCAUCAGCACAUAGUUCAUUUACUGAGGCUGACUGCUGCCGAGAGGGCUUGAAAAUGUUGGCUUCACAAACCGCAAAAAUUCAGCUCACGAUAGUUCAAGUGACACAUGAAAGAUGAGGAAACCCUUGAUAAUGAUUCUUGACAGCCUCACGAGAUGAGUUCCCUGCACCACAGAGAUGAGCACUUGUGAUAAGUAAGGGCAUUCCCACCAAUAUGAACUUUCUUGUGGUGAACUGGCAGUUAGCACAGGUGGGCGUGAGGUGCCACAUGUACCUUGGGGGUUCUCUUGAAGGGAAUGUAUCCUUUUCACGGAUUGGUUGGUUGCUUUGGCCAAUCCCUGGCAUCUGAAAUUCUACCAGGUGUUAAAUGUCUGCCUGUCCUUUCUGAAAACAAAAAGGGCGUUUUCUCUUAAAGGGCUUUAAUUAAGUUCUAAACUCCUCAAAUGAUUAUGAGUUUGGUAAAGCCGCUUGAGGAGACAUCUUGUUCUGUGUUGGCAGGACUUUUGUACAGCCAUAUCACAUGUUUAUGAUACUGUCAGAUACUAAGGAAGUAAAGUGGAGAUAUUUUAGCUUUACCACUUGUUUAUGAAAUAUUUGCAAGAAGAAAAGCAAGGGUUAAGAUGUACUGUCAUUCUUAUAGUCAAGCUAAUUUAUAUGAGAUCACAUGGACUCACAGCUAAAAGGAAAUCAAUUGUAAUAAAUUCUGA
Messenger RNA from Mauremys reevesii (Reeves's turtle), 2706 nucleotides. RefSeq names its product intraflagellar transport associated protein (gene IFTAP). Gene Ontology annotation, biological process: acrosome reaction; spermatogenesis. Lineage: Eukaryota; Metazoa; Chordata; Testudines; Geoemydidae. The record is from RefSeq and is a predicted model, not a curated record. Gene Ontology annotation, cellular component: 9+0 non-motile cilium; cytosol. The transcript has 9 exons. Bases 226 to 1185 code for a protein of 319 amino acids. Gene Ontology annotation, molecular function: intraciliary transport particle A binding.